This is a messenger RNA of Pocillopora meandrina, 9996 nucleotides long. The record is from the annotation of a GenBank genome assembly. Lineage: Eukaryota; Metazoa; Cnidaria; Anthozoa; Scleractinia; Pocilloporidae.
AUGCCCAGUGUGGCAGAAGAGGAACCUGCUGAUCAGUCUCAAUUUGAAAGAAAUAAAAUAUUCAUUCAAGGGCUGGGUGAAAAAACCUCACGGGAAGGACUGGUGAACUUUAUCAAGGCAAAGAGUGGUAAGGAAGAGGUUAAGGACGUACAGAUGCUGAAGAAUGGAAAAGCCUUAGUCACCAUGGCUGAUGAAAUCAAAGGUACGUACCUUUCAACUGAAUUUCGAGAUUUAGCAGGAAUUUCUCUAUUCUAUGUCUAUGAUCUGUUCGUGAGUUAUCGGGGAUGAAAGUCCACGCCAGCUCAGUUUCAUCCUCUCAGUUUUACGCGGUGAAUUUACCUUCAAAUUAUGUGAAACUAACUUUUCAUUGAUUAGAAUUGUUGUAUGCUUAACUAGUACGUGAAGAAUUAAGAUGCCUUAUUUUAGGUGAUCCAACGUAUUUAGACGUUUCGAUUUUCUUCUCCAAACUAUUAAAAUAAUACAGAUCAAAGUAAGCAAUCCUGUAUUAACACCUUCACUGACUUUUGGGGCGCUUGUAAUUGGCUGUAUUUCCUUUUUUUUGUUAGUUGACUUUGAGAGGUAUAACAUGUAUCUCAAGGCCACCAUUGAUAAAUACUGACUAGUCCCUCACUUUUUCAUUCACAGACGGCAACGAUGUAGAAGAAGAAAAAAAAGAAGAAAAAAAAGAAGAAGAAGAAGAGGAAGAAAGAAAGGACGAGGAAACAGAAGAGGAAAAAGAAGAGAAAAAAAUAAAAGAGGAGAAACAAGAAGAGAAAACAGGAGAAGAAGAAGAGGAAAAAGAAGAAGAAGAAAAACAACAACAACAACAACAACAACAACAACGAGGAGAAGAAGGAAAUAAAGAUCGUGGUGACUUUGUUGACAAAGGGGAUGAAGAAAAAGAAGGAGAAGAAGAAAAAGAAGGAGAAGAAGAAAAAGAAGGAGAAGAAGAAAAAGAAGAGAAAGACGAGGAAAAAGAAGAAGAAAUAGAAGAGGAGAAAGAAGAAGAGAAAGAAGAAAAAAAAGAGGAAGAGGAAAAAGAAGAAAAAGAAGAACAACAACAACAAGGAGAAGAAGGAAAUGAAGAUCUUGGUUCUUUUAAUGUCAGUGACUUUGUUGACAAAGGGGAUGACGGAGUUCGUGAAACAGUUGAGAAGAAUGUUGACAAGGAGUUGGAUUUUUCAUCUGUUGUCGACAAGAACGAGCAAGAAGGGCUGAAGAAGGACGAAGAAGACCCAGGAGAAUUUGAACAAAAAUCAAAACAACUGCAAGAGGUAUUCAGUUGUUUGCCACUAGUUCUUAUCACGACAGUUCUCCGUCAAGAUGACGUGAAAGGAAAUAUGGAAAGAGCACGUCAAAACCUACAAAAGUUUCGAGAUACGGAGAAUCCUGCGGACGUUUUUAAAAAUCCAGCUGAAAGAAGGCCAUUGAUUACGAAACCUAAAGGAAAAUUUGAAGAUCCUCUAACACACGGCCCUAUUAAGCAAGCUUGGGUGGCAGGGGACAAAUCUUCCGGAGGCCCUGAACACGAAAGUAAUAGAGGGAAGAAAAAUAGAAGUAGGCCAAGAGAAAAAAAUCAAACGCAAGGGCAACAUGGCGAUGCAGAACGACAAGAUGAGCGAAGAAAUGGUUGUGAUAGCGAUAAAUCGGAUCAAAAUGAGAGGAACCAAGCUUGUCGAGGCCACAACUCAAGGCAAAGAGGCAACACAAGAGCAGGACCGGAAAGGGGACCCAGAGGUGGGUUUUACAAGGAUCCAAACAACACCCACGUGCAUAGAGAUGAUCACUCUUAUACCCCUCAAGGACAGUGGUUUGAUCACCAAAACGCCUUCCCGUCGCAGAGAGGACGUGAAAACCAACGAGGACAAGGAGGUUGCUUUCGCCAGGACCCAACUGCAGGAAAUCGAGAUUAUUUGCUUUAUGAAUCUCAGGAACGGCACUUUGGCGAUGAAGGCAAUUCUCAGCCUCAAAUGGGACGUGGAGGUCAAGGCGGUCGAGGACCUCCACCAAAACCGAAACCAAAACCGAAACCAAAACCGAAGCGAAAGGGUAGGGGACACGGUGGGGGACGGGGUGGAAAAACCAUCCAACAAGUCCCGGUUUGCAAAAGCAUCCUUGUCACUGGCUUUUCAGACAUUACCCAUGAUUUUCUUGAACUGUACUUUGAGAGUCGUCGAAAUGGUGGGGGUCCUGUGGAGAAGGUUCACCAUGUUCCUAAAAGUAGUCAAGCUGUGGUUGUGUUUCAAGAUGCAAAAGGUUUGUAGGUCACUGAUCUCUAAAAUAUAAGUAUAGUGUAAUUCCCUCAGGCACGAAUAAUCGACAUCUGAUCCUCCAACAUACGUAGCAAAUAUUGAUUGCCCCGAUUUAAGACUUGAGCUACACAUUAGACUUAAGGAGGGAUGAAUUAGUAUUUAGAUCGUGAAUUGAUCGAUUGUUUGAUUAAUUGAUUGAUUGAUUGAUUGAUCUACUCCGCCCCAACAACCCCAUCGUCCUUACUCUGUGCGUCUCUCUCAAAUUAAAGUGUCGUGAAGUGUUGUGAAACGACAAACAACUUCCUCAAGGAAAUUCCUGACACCUAGUUGCUUUAAUCAAUAGAUAUGGAAAGAGUGUUAACCAGACAUGAAGAGAAACCUUAUGAGAUUGAACAAACCCAGCUGUCAAUUAGAGCUUACCGAGAGUUUCUAGAAGACGAAGACGAAGACGUUGAUGGAGCGGAGGAUUCCGGUGACUUAGGAGCUACUGCAACCGCGGCCAGUGAAUCUCGAGUGAGCCAGAAACCUGAUGCCAAAGCACAACAGCUGCACAUAGCUGUAGAUCCCGAUGUUAUGGAAUACGUCACGUCUACAGGAUUCCAAGCUCAACUGAACAAUUCACUGUCUGGAAAAAAGAGCGAAAUCACCUGGAAACCCAACAGCAAAAUGGCUGUAAUAGUGUACCGUGGGGAAGAUGACAGUGAUUCAUGGCAAUCUGAAUGCAUUGACCAAGUACAAAUUUACCUCGGCAAGUUUGCGAAGUGCGAUGUGCAGGUCAACAAGGAUUUCUGGGAAGCCGUUGUAGCAAAAGUUCCCAGCAUUCGCACCUGCUUAGGAGUUGAUCCCCCGCUGAUCAAGACUAUUCCUGAUUCAAAUAUUGCUAGGAUCGUUUCAUUAGGAACAAACGUGAAAAGCAACGAGAAUAAGGUGAAGUCAAAGUUGGAAGAAAUAUACCGCGAGGAGACCAGAAAAACUUACCUGAAGAAGAAAAUUCCAAAUGUUCCUAAGGAGCGCCUAAUUUUGCUGAAGAAGAUAAAAUUUGCCGAGAAACUCCAAGAAAAGAACAAGGAGCUGGAGAUCAAGAUUAAUACUGAAGGUAAAGAAAUAUAUUUCGAAGGUCCCCAGCCACAGUUUACUGAGGCAACCAUGAAGUUCGAGAAACAAAUGGCAGAUGUGGUUGAGAAGAAACUGACUUUACCCGACAGCAUCCUGGAGAUUUUAAACUCAGAUGAGGGGCUUCAGACUGUCAAAUGUGAAUUGGAAAGAAACAACGUGGAAGCAGUGUUCGUUAUUGAGAAAGAAGCCACCAUAGUGGGAUCAUCAGCAGCGCAUGCAAACAACGCAGCGGGGCUCGUGAACAAGUUGACGGUGGAAGAGAAAGUUCGAGUGGACGAGAAAAGCAAGCAUUUGUUGAAGUCAUCUGAAUGGCUGAGGUUGUGUGGCGAGAUGAACCAAACGGCUGUCCGUGUCCGGAGGGACAACUGGAACGAUACAUACGUAGCUGGGUUUCGUGAUGACGUGACCGAAGUGAUAAAGAAGUUAAAUACCUUUCUUGAAAACAAUUGCAUCAGGGAGGAAAGUUUUGUGUGCACGUCUGAUAUUAUGCGAAGGUAUCUUCUUGAGCUACGUCAAGAAGAUCUACGCACCAUAGAGAAUCAACUAAAAGAUUUUGUAGUGAGUAUUAAAAAGGGAAAAGACGAUGAUGAUUUCGUCAUUUCUGGAAACAGAGAUGGUUUGAAACGUGUAGGAAAGAAGCUUGAUGCUCUGAUGGAUUCCACUGAGUUCAAAACCUUUGAAGUGAAACAGCCAGGCCUUCGAAAAUACUUUGACAGUGGAAAAGGAGAUCAGCUGGUGAAAAUGGUGGAAAAACAACAAGACUGUGUCAUAAAAGUCCAGAAAAGUUUAGUUCGAGGAGGAAAGGAAGAGGAGCUGCGCGUCGAAUCUGUUUUUGAAGCCUCUACUACUUCAGGCGACGGUGAAGAUGAUGCGGAGGAUGACCACGCUACCACUACUGGAACUGACUCGUCUACCCUGGUAAUAGCCCAAAGGUACAGAGUGUCGUGGAAACCUGGAAACAUAGGGGAAGAGAAGGUGAGAUCGACUCACUGAUUUCUUCACACCAGCAGAAUAUUUUACGAAAAUACCUUAGAGGAUCUUGUUGGCACAUAUAUGGAUUUUAAAGGAAGAUGUUUUUCGUCUUGUCACGAGCGUGUGACAAAGAAAAAAAAUCUGAGUCGCCAUGAGGAAUCGAACCUCAGACCCUUGGAUUCCGCGCUCCGAUGCUCUACCACUGAGCCACAUUAUGAAGUUCAUAUAACACGCGUGCUAGGAUCAGCAAUGUCGAUAGCGUAAUGUUUGCAGAUGGAAACAAGAGAGAUGGUAGUUUUUGAGCUCCGUAAAGAAAUAAAGAAAAAUGUUUUUCGUCUUGCCACGAGCAUGGGACAAGACGAAAAAAUGUUUCUUUAUUUCUUCACCCAGCUCAAAAACUUACCAUUCCUCUUAUAUGGAUUUUAGUUCUUCACUUAGCUCUCAUCUGCUCAUAGAGUGUGGUUACAUUAUGUAACGCCUCUCUAAUUAGGAGUGCCAAGUCUGAUAACGAUUACAGUCAACCAUAUUGAAGAAGUUCAUGAAGCACUGACAAUAUUUUUUUGGUUGUGUCUUCCAGGCUGACGUACUUGUCAGUUCUCUAGGAGCAUGCCAUAAAGCAAUCAUUAACACCGGUGGCCCCAAGUCCAAAAUCCCCAACGUUGGUGACAUCACUGUCUCAGGUGGUUUUUCCUCGGUCAGUCACGUGAUUCUCGCUAACUGUUGUAAGUGGAACAACGGUGAAGGGGAGCCGGUAAGAAACAAUGAAAAUACAUUGAAGAGUACUUAUUGUUUAGAUUUGAUUAAAGCCUAAACGAUGUCGGAUGCCCGACUGGCGAAUCCUAUCCAUUCUCUUGUAGCAUACAGCAACUGAAGACUGUUCAGGCUCGAUUUGAUGUUAUUUCCGAUGUAGGUUAUCGUGAAACAUUCCGUCAUGUCAGACAUGGUUUGAUGCUACUCUGGUUUAAAGAUAUAAUGAAUGUAACCGAGAAGUUACAAUUCAUAGACCCAAUAUUUCGACAUUCCUGUCUAAUGCCUUCAUCAGGGGUGAUCUAAAUGCUGCAACCAGAGGUCUCUUUAUACGCUCACCAAUUAGCUGCCUUUUUUCUAACGAGGUGUAAAUGGGCGUCAGGAAGUAGGCCGCCAUCAUCACGAUUUAGAGGAGCGUGGACGGAGUUAAUAUGCCAGGCUUCCAAACAAAGGCGCUGGUGGUAACACCGACUAGUAAUGAUAAUUUUAGACUUAUUCCACUGAAUUGUAGGGUUGGUUAGGCAUGUGUGCUCCGAUAAAGCUAAAUUUUCUUUUUUAUAAAAGAAAACCGCUUUUUGAUGCUCUUUCAAACGUGUACCAAACUGACGUUUGGUCUGUCCGAUACUCGUUAUCACAGUCAUUGCAAGGAAUAGAAUAAAUAGCGUCGGUUCGUUGUUCUUUCGUAACAGGACCAUUCUCUUCGGGAAUGAUCAAUCGUAUAUGUAACGACACAGUUAUUGCAUAAAGUAACUUUCAGUUUCUGGUAUCAUUCGACAGUCUUAAUCAGAAAUUUUGUAGAGUUAGUGAGAGCAAAGAUCUUCCUAGAAAAAAACAAAAUGAGAUGUGAAAUUUUCACUACCAAGAAAGAAUUAAUUAGGGCUAAAGGUAAUUUCCGUGAAGUUAUAAUUCAAACAUCCUCGAUCCUGAUCCUGAUCCUGAUCCUGAUCCUGAUGUUCUCUGGUGUGAACAUCCUGCAUGGCGCCCUCUCAAUAUCCUCUGAAAAUGUUAACAAAAUUCAAGUUUCAGAUAACUUUGAUCCCCGGAAAACAAAUUCCAAGAAAACUAAAAAUAGCUUGAACGGGAGUCAGUUUUUUAACCUUUUUAAGGUCACUCUUUAAGGAGUGACUAGUCAGUUUUUUUUUCUCCUCCCAUUAUCAAUCCAUUAUCAACCGGAAAGGCGACGGGAAGAAGGAAAAUAUACCAAUAAGGGGAUAUUGCAUGACUUAACGCCAAAUUUUAAGUGCCAAACUCAAAAGAAAUGUACAGAAGACAGUGUGGAGAAUUGCUAUUGAGAUCACAUAGGAACGAAAAGAUUUUCAACAACUUCUAUUUCAUCUUUUGUAGACGCUAAGGGCCAUCGUUCAAAAGUGUCUGAAAAGAGGCCAAACGCUUGGAGCGAACUCCAUUGCAUUUCCUGUCAUUGGGACUGGAAACCUGCGCUUCCCACGCGAUGCAGCCUCGAGAAUCAUGUUGGAUGAAACAGUCAAUUUCUGCAAAACCAACCCUGGUUCUAAUUUACGGGACAUCCGAUUUGUCGUGUUUAACCAAGAUCAAGCAUUAACUACCGCCUUCAAACAAGAGAUGGACAAACUACAGCCCAAGCAAACUAGCCUCCCUGCCAUCACGACUUUAACUAAAGGAAUACGUUCCUUCUUUGGACGGAAGAAAACAGUGGGGACAUUUCAGCAAGAACAUCAGAGGCAUUCGUUUUCUCCACAAGUAGGUGUGGCUCAGCGCAUAACCUUAACUAGCCCGUUCAGUAUCGAGGUGAUAAAUGGUGAUUUGACGCAAGAGAACAGCACUGACGCUAUCAUGAAUAUCAACAGCACGGACAUGAACAUGAAUAAUGCCGGAGACCUAAGCAAAGCCAUAGCAAGACGGAGUGGUCGACUUGUGCAACAAGAAUGCAACAAAUUGGGAAAGCAGCGUCCUGGAACAGCGAAAAUGACCAGCGGAGGUGAUUUACGAGUGCCUCAUAUUAUUCACAUAAUUCCAGGCUCCUCAGAUAAGCACCAUCUCCAGCAAUGUUUGGAGGAGGGUCUUCGCGUUGCGGAUGCCAAUAAUCUUCAAACAAUCUCAAUUCCGUGUGUUGGCACAGAAGGAUACGGCUUGAACGGAGCGGACUCAGCCCAACUGACGUUCAAAGCACUAAAUGCAUUCCGUGCCCGCCGUAAAAAUAUUCAAAAAGUAAGAGUGGUCGUGUUCCAGGCCUCUAUGAUGCAGGAGUUUCUACAAGAGCAGAAGAAACAACUGGUGCAAGGUAUUAAAGAAGACAGUGACUCAGAGGAUGCAGUAGCCAGGCAAACCCGAAGACGCGGACGUAGGCAGGCACCAGGCCAAAGUGAUGAACAUUCUGUAAGAAUAUCUGUGAUCGGCAAAGACAAGGUGAGCGUGGGAAAAGCCGUGGAAUCCUUGAAGAAAGGUUUCUCUGACGCUUGUACAACGGAAAAAGUCGAAAAUGAAAUCGUCAGUCAGCUUUCCGAUAAGCAGAAAGAUAUCCUGAGAAAAAAGGCUGAAGACCGUGACGUCAAACUUGAAAUUGAGGAUGACGUUGAUCGCAUUGUCGUUCGUGGUGGACCAACCGAAGUUUCUGGAAUGGUCGGGGAGAUCCGGAAAGAGAUCAGCGAGAGGACGAAGAAGCAGGAGGAAGAACAAGCGAAGUUGGUUUCAAAGAACGUAGAGUGGAGCUAUGAAAUACAAGGCAUACAAAUGGCGUUCGCUCCGAAAACAAAUGCCAAGAUUGAGUUGGCCUACAGCAAAGACGAGCCAACAGUGCAAGUUUCUCUACGAAGAGACAAGUUUGUUAUCGACUUGAAGAGAAACUCUGGACGUGGACAAACAUCUGGUGAACAAAUAACACUGACAAGAAAGGUGAAGGGUGCUGAUGAAGGUUAGUUGCUAUGCAUUUCUUUUGAAGAGGAUGUUUCGAUAAGCUUUAAGAAAGGACUGAGAGCUAUUUCAUGUCCCAGAGGACGUUUAAGGUAAUAAACAUUUAAUACAGGAAGGAGAUAUUCAGAAAAGCUGUCCAAAAAUGGGCCAUCCAGAGCUUUCUUGUUAAUCUUGUAUGUGUCUUACCUCAAAUAUGUUCUUGGAUGUUGAAAUUUAACCUCAGUCAAUGGGUUUUCAUUUCAACAUUCUAAUCUUUUGGUCCUUUCUGUAGGAAUUGCUCUGCCAAAGCACUGGACACCAAUGCCCGGGCAUGACUCUACUGUACAUAAAGUACAACUGCUCCCAGGCUCCCCUGAGUAUCAAGAUGUCGUACGUAAGUUUAAAGCCACAGCCGGUGCCUUAAAUAUUCAGAAGAUUGAACGCGUACAGAAUCCUCAUUUGUAUCAGUCCUACAUGGUAAGAAAACAGAAAAUGGAUAAAGAUACUGGAGGAAAUAGUGAAAGACAGCUGUUUCAUGGAACAAAUGCCAAAAACGUCAACCAUAUCAACACACAAGGAUUCAACAGGAGCUUCUGUGGGGCUCAUGGUAAGUCAACGCUCUACCAUUGAGCUACAGACUCUAUGAUGAGCAGGGUAUUCAAGUGGAUAAUAUGUGGCACACUUUCCACAUACUGCUAGGAUCAUAGCUUUCGAAAGCUUCGUGUGGGAAAAAGGAGCAGUAAAGAAAUAUUUUCCAGCGAUUGUUCCUAACCAGUGAAAGCGUAUUUUUGGCUAAGCUAAUUGUGUUUUGGCCACUAUUCUAUUCAUAUAUUUGUCCACCUUUGCUACCUAGUUACUCAGACGUUGCACGAGCUCUGGCCGAAUCGCUCUUUUGAACCAGAAAAUGGUAAUAAAAGCUGUAUUAAUAGAAGAAGAAUACAAUUGCCUCUUUCAUAACAAAUAACUUCACUGAAUGUAUUAUGAUUUUGUUGAUAUCUUUUCUCUAAACUGAGCAUUUUUUUCAGGCACGCUCUAUGGACGUGGUGUUUAUUUCGCCAGAGACGCUUACUACUCUGUUCGAUACGCUGGGGGUGGUGGUUUUGGAGGGCGCCACAUGUACCUUGCUAAGGUUCUCGUUGGGCAGUAUUGUGUUGGAAAUUCUUCAAUGAUUGUGCCUCCACCAAAAAACCCAUCAAAACCUGAAAUUCUUUACGAUUCUGUGGUAAAUAACCAAUCAAGCCCCAGCAUCUUUGUUGUUUUCUUUGAUAAUCAGUGUUACCCUGAAUACCUUAUAACCUUUUGAUGAGUACAUGGACCUUUACUCAGAAUACGGCAGAGUUAAAAGCCAAAAAGGCUUGAAAUGCUUUAUAGUUCAACUUAGUUUAUCAGCUAUAUGAAUUGCAGAAAAUCGUUCUCCUUCACAGUGUAGGGAACAUCAUAUAGAUAUUGGUAAUAGUUUCUCAAUAGCAUUCUUUACUGUCUCAACUCAAAGAUUAUUCUUUAUCCUAUAAAUUGAAUGAUUAUAUCCUUGGAGCUAGAGGGCCCUUGUUAUGCCAAACAAAGUAAAAUCCAGCUGAACGCUUUUUAUCACUACAGUGGAGUUACCACUAGCCUACAGGCGACAGUUGUCAUUUUUUCACGUUUCUUGGGCGAGCGUAGGGAAACGCGAGACAUGCGCGGGGACCACGACAUAGUGGUGUUCCUCGCCCCACGCGUUCACCUCGCGCUUGCCCCGUUUUCUCUCUUGGAAAAGAAAAGAGUUCUGCUGUUCUCAAAACGGUAUUUUCCUUUUUACCGCCAGACUGACAAACAAUAUUUUGUUAUAUCAAUUUUCUACCAAAAAUAAAACUGGCGAAAGAGGAGAAUUUCGAAAAAUAUGCGUACCUUUUUGAGAAAUGACAGUGACGUCUCUAAGAUGACAUUUGAUUUAUGAUGUAAAAGAUUUACUGAAUAGAGACUUAGAGAAGCAUUUAUUUUUUAGUUGGCAGCCAAAAGCUCGGUCAGAAAGUGUGGCAUAGUAUUACCCACGGGUUUCACGAAC